AUGUUACAAUACAGGGAAUGUUUUAAAACUUUCCGCCUGACGGAUAGCCUAGUCCAAAACAUUCGCGUUGUUGGCGUCACGCUAGACAAAAAAUUCCUGAUUUUAAGUAAUUCUGCAACAGAAUCUUCGAUUGAAAAAGUAUCACCUGAAGGAGACUCGGUAACUGUUAUAUCAUUCAAUAAAAAGAUUGAUAUUAUUAACGCUUCUUUAUCUCACGAUAACGAAAUAUGCCAUAUUACUGAAAAAAUUGAUAAUGGAAAAACAAUUAAGUUUGUUUCUUCUUUUUAUUCAAUAUUUCAAAGUGCUAAGAGCAAUGAAAUUACAGCUGAUGUUCCAAUCGAAGGAUUUUUCCUUCCAAUUACUAAUUCAAAGAAUAUUUAUCAGAUGAUUCACAUUAUAGGAAAAAGAUUAACGCAUCUGAAAAUUACUCUUAAGAAGAAGCAUAUUGAUGUCGAAAAAAUUCGCGGUGGAUUACAUUUACAAAAUUUAAUUUCUUUUGACUAUAAUCAUGAAAAAGAGAACCUUACCGUUAUAUAUUCUAACGAUGAUUCACAAUAUCUCUCCAUUUUUGGUUUUAAGUCACAAACUAUUGAAGAAUUACUAAAAUACAAAAUUUUUAUUAUGGAAACAUCAGUAUUACCUUACGAUGUUGCCCUCUGUCCUGCCUCACGACAAAGCCUUCCCUAUUACCACCUAACUCCAAAUAGAAUUUACGUUUAUACGAAUAAUAAAAAAUCCGUCAUCAUUCAACAGCUUAAUUCCAAUACUUAUCAACAUUUAUCAUUCUGCGUCUCAUCCUACCCCGAUGCUUUCAAUCAAGUUAUACAAGUUCCUUCAGUUUCAGCAGAUAUGCCAAUUUGUUUUGCCAAUUUCAAUUCUAUUAUCAUUGUUUACAUACCAAAUACAUAUUUCUGCAUCAUUGAUGCCGAUUUGAGGCCUGCCCAUAUUACAGUUCUUCCAAAAAAUUUGGCAACUUCAAUUUGCUAUUACGUAUCAGUUUCUCUUCCAAUUGAGAACACCCUUAUUGAUAUUAAUAGCAGACAGAUAUAUUCCGUGGCCAUAGACUUCUCCUGUCUCUUUCCUUAUUAUAAAAUAAUUGAUGACUGCAUAAUUUAUGCUUUCGCGCUGUUCAUUAACAGUAACCUUGACUCCAAAUACCUUUCCGAUAUCCUGGAGCUCCUCAGAUUGACAGGAGAAAUUCAUCAUACGCAAAUCUUUUUCCAGACGCUCUUCCAGAAGCUCGCGAUGCCAACGCAAGGCAUAAAAUCCCAGAAAUCACGUAGCCACACAACGUUGGCCCAGUAUUAUAAGAAUAUGCAGCAGAAAGGUGAAAGAUUACCUCCUUCCUUGGCAAAAAUCGGGUUCCCUGCAUAUAUAAGAGAGACCCUUGAAUCCAUUGAGGCCGAUUUCCCAUCCAGUGGCCCUAUUUCCAGGAGAUCCGCGUUCAGACUCGCUGUGAAAGCUCUCCACGAAAAAAAAGUUUGGAGAGAAAGCGAAAAAAACGCGAAAAAAGCAAUUAAGUUCUUGGAGAAGCAGAAUAGAGCAACGGUGAUGAUAAGAGAGGCCUUGGAUAUAUUCGAGAAACGCUAUAAACCACCAAAUGAAUGGUUAAUUAACGUUGAGAUUAUUAUUGCAACUGAAGCCUCGUUUAUUUCAUUUCCUACUAUACCAUGCUUAUCAUCUGAUAUUGCAACACUUGGUUUGGAGAUGUUUUCUAAGCCAUUGAGGCAGAAAUUCGAAUCAGCUAAAAUUAUGACUCCUUUCGAGCAAUCAAAGGAAGAAGUUUACUUCUGGAAAGAUAGAAUGAAUAUUGCUGGAUCAAGUGGUCUCACUACUUCUACAUCUAGUUCAACUGCCUCAGGACACGCAGAUGAUUAA
Messenger RNA from Trichomonas vaginalis G3, 1878 nucleotides. RefSeq lists its product as uncharacterized. Bases 1 to 1878 code for a protein of 625 amino acids. The record is from RefSeq and is a predicted model, not a curated record. Lineage: Eukaryota; Parabasalia; Trichomonadida; Trichomonadidae. The transcript has a single exon.